Molecule: messenger RNA, 230 nt
Organism: Dentiscutata erythropus
Lineage: Eukaryota; Fungi; Glomeromycota; Glomeromycetes; Diversisporales; Gigasporaceae
Source: the annotation of a GenBank genome assembly
AUUUAAAAUCGUCCACCUUUGUUGAAAAUGAACUACCCAAGAUAAAUUCAUACAUGAAUAAUAAUACAGAGACUACAAGUGUAUAUAAUUUUUCCAGCGAACAUACAAAUGAAUAUAUAGAUUAUUAUGGAACAAACACUAACGAUCAAGAAUAUUUUAACAAUGAAUCAUGUCAAUAUAAUCAAGAAAGUGAACAAAUACAAUCAAAUUGGGAACCAGAUGAAGAAGUG